AUGUCGACACUAGCUCGGAACAGCCGCCCAGCACAACAGCCCACUACGCCUCCGGGCCGUCGGAGAUUUGUUAGAAAUGGAAGUACUGGUAGUAAUGGGAGCAAUAUAAAGCAAAGGCAUGAUACAGAUACAAGAGUCACCGUCAACACACCGGCGUCACCACCACCACUACCAACGGCAAUGGGCGAGGCUUGGCAUUGGAUACAAAAGUCGAUCGUAGGUCCUGGUACAGACUUGGGCAGAUUGGAGUUAGCCCAUCAGUUACAUGUACUCAAGAGAGUAUAUGAUAGACAGCCCCGUCACUUUGGGCAUUUUGUCCUGAAGCUCAUCAGCACCGUUGAGUGGAUACCCAGAUACCUCUUCGAUGCGUGUUGUGAAUUGCUCAAAGUUUCCACCACGUUUGUUAUUCAGUUGCUCGACUUGCUCCUAUCGUCGCUUUUCUGCGGUCUGUUUGGGUUCCCCUGGGCUUCGACCCUAUUCUACGGGCUUCUUGUCACGUUCCCUAGAGUUCCAUACACUUUUUGGCAAACAGGGAACUUCAAAGGCGCUGCAGUUUGUACCUUGCUUUACACUACAUGGGCAGCUUGGAUGAUUCAUGUAUAUAUAAACAAGCCAGAAAGGUGGUUAGGCUACGCUCGCAGCUGGCUCAUAACCCCUGGAGAGAUUUUGGUCGGGCCCUACUUAUGGCUGUUUCUUGCAGCUGGGACUAUGUUGUGGUUUGAGUAUCAACCAAUCACUGACCCUCUGUUUCUGUCGCCUCACUUGGUGACGGCCGUCCAGUGGUGAUAUUCGAAAAUGGCAUAAAGGAUCCACGAGAGUCUAUAAUUAG
This is a messenger RNA of Truncatella angustata, 829 nucleotides long. RefSeq lists its product as uncharacterized. The record is from RefSeq and is a predicted model, not a curated record. The transcript has a single exon. Bases 1 to 786 code for a protein of 261 amino acids. NCBI's taxonomy places the organism in Eukaryota, Fungi, Ascomycota, Sordariomycetes, Amphisphaeriales, Sporocadaceae.